AUGAACGCGUUAGAUUUCUUGGCACAACUGAGUCAUGUGAAGGCAAUCAAUAAAUGGACUGAUACGUCGCUCGAUCAAUUGCUAGAAUUGCUUAAAGGUGCAUUUCCGCUUGCUAGACUCCCACCUUCAACCUAUGAAACCAAGAAGAUAAUGAAAAAGGUUGGGCUAGGAUACAGAUCGAUUCAUGUUUGUAAGAACGAUUGUUGUUUAUUUUGGGGGAAAGAUAACCAAGAUCCGCAACAUUGUCCCAAAUGUAAAGCAAGCAGAUGGAAGGAUGCAAACACUAAGGGGAAGAAAGUUGCCAACAAGGUUAUGCGUUACUUUCCAUUAAUUCCCAGACUAAAGCGUAUUUAUAGCUCAAGAUACACUGCAAAAGAUAUGACAUGGCAUGCCACAGGGCGUUGCACGGAAGAUGGUAAGCUACGUCACCCAGUGGAUGGUACAUCAUGGAAAGACUUCGAUUCAAUGUAUCCUGCUUUUGCUGCUGAACCUCAAAAUGUUAGAUUAGGGUUAGCAGCCGACAGUUUCAAUCCAUUUGGCAACAUGAGUACUUCUUAUAGCAUGUGGCCAGUUAUAUUGACAACAUAUAAUACGCCGCCUUGGUUAUGUAUGAAAGAGACUUCAUUCAUGUUGACAUUGUUGAUUCCCGUUCCCAAAUCACCUGGGACAGAUAUUGAUGUCUUUUUGAGGCCAUUGGUUGCUGAAUUGAAAACUCUUUGGUCGGAUGGAGUCGUAACAAAAGAUGUUGUCGCUAACAGCUUCUUCACAAUGCGUGCAAUGCUUUUAUGGACCAUCAAUGAUUUCCCUGCUCGUAGUAGUUUGUCUGGUUGGAGUGGCCAAGGUUACAUGGCAUGCCCAACAUGUAAUAAAGACACUCCAUCUGAACCUGUCAUUGGAAAAAUUGAAUAUGUUGGUCAUAGGAUAUAUUUAGACAAGAAUCAUAAAUGGAGGAAGGACAAGUCAUUUAAUGGUAAGUGGGAGACUAGAGAUCCUCCUGGAAGAAUAACCAAUGAUCAAAUAUGGGAAAAACUUAGUAAUUUGCCUCCCCGUAUUCCUGGUAAACAUGUUGGUAAGAAGAGAAAACGUGACCCAAAGCUUGAAUUUAAUUGGUCCAAACGCUCUAUCUUCUUCGAGCUUGAAUAUUGGUCUUUUAGUUCAACUAAAGCAUAA
Erigeron canadensis is the source of this 1170-nucleotide messenger RNA. RefSeq lists its product as uncharacterized. Bases 1 to 1170 code for a protein of 389 amino acids. The transcript has a single exon. NCBI's taxonomy places the organism in Eukaryota, Viridiplantae, Streptophyta, Magnoliopsida, Asterales, Asteraceae. The record is from RefSeq and is a predicted model, not a curated record.